AUGCGGCUGGCCAUGGAGCGCGGGCCGUACGCGCGCGCGGGCGCGGCGCGGGGCUGCUGGUUCUACCUGCGCUACUUCUUCCUCUUCGCCUCGCUCAUCCAGCUGCUGGUCAUCAUGGGCCUCGUGCUCUUCAUGGUCUACGGCAACGUGCACCUGAGCACCGAGUCCAACCUGAGGGCCACCGAGCGCCGGACCGACGAGCUGUACGGCCAGGUGCAGCAGCUGUCGGCCGCGCAGAGCAACCUCACCAAGCAGCUGAACCUCACGGCCACCGCCAAGGACGCCAUCAUGCAGCUGCUGCUGGGCGCGCGCCGCGACCUCGAGCGCAUCAACGCCAGCUUCCGCCAGUGCCAGGCCGACCGGGUCACCUAUUUCACCUAUCAGCAGUACAUCGCGGCCAUCAUCCUGAGCGAGAAGCAGUGCCAGGACAAUCUGAAGGAGUCGAACCGCAGCUGCGAAGCCCUGAUCCUGAAGCUGGGGGAGAAAAGCAAGACGCUGGAGCUGGAGCUGGUGAAGGAGAAGGCAAUGUGUGCCCAGGAUAAGGACGGCCUGGGGACAGCCAAGCGCAUGGCCGAGGGGCAGCUGGCCGAGUGCAUCAAGGUCCAGGAGCUGCUGCGACAGGAACAGCAGCUGGGGCAGCAGCAGCUGCAGAAGGUUCAGGCCCUGUGCCUCCAGCUGGACAAGGACAAGUUCGAGGCGGACCUGCGCAGCCUGUGGCGGGAUUCCAUCAUCCCGCGCUCGCUGGACUCGCUGGGCUUCGGCUACCACCCGCUGGGCUCCGAGCUGAGCUCCAUCCGCAGGAGCUGUGACCUCAUGCCCAGCCUCAUGGCCAGCAAGGUGGAGGAGCUGGUCCGGAGCCUGCGGUCUGGCGUGGAGCGCGUGGCCCGCGAGAACACGGACCUGCAGCGCCAGAAGCUGGAAGUGGAGCGGGGCCUGCGGGCCAGUGAGGAGGCCAAGGCCAAGGCCGAGAAGGAGGCCCAGGCCCGGGAGGCCAAGCUGCAGGCUGAGUGCGCCCGGCAGACACAGCUGGCGCUGGAGGAGAAGGCCGCUCUGCGGAGGGAGCGCGACUCCCUGGCCAAGGAGCUGGAGGGGAAGAAGCGCGAGGUGGAGCAGCUCAAGAUGCAGGUGGACGUCAGGGCCACCGCCCUGGACACCUGCCUCAAGGCCAAGUCCCAGCCGGUGACCCUGCCAAGACCUGUGGUCACAGCUGCCAACCCGCCACCCAUCAACCCAGCAGACCUGGAGGAAUUCAAGAAGAGGAUCCUGGACUCCCAGCGAUCCCCUGCAGUCAACCCCUUGGUCCCAUCCAGUGGCUGAGAAGGCUACGGUGGAGGACCCCGGGGUGGCCCCGUCCAUGACCUCGGGUGCCGGACACGACUGCUGCCCCCUACUGCCCUUCACAGCCACGUGCACCCAAGGCCCUGGGCACAGACCUGGCGAUGAUGUCAGACAGCGAUGAUGUCACGCACAAAGCCGCCAUGGCGUCACGGCCACUCAGCGCUAAGCUCACACGGCAGUGGCAGAGCACCACCAUUGCACGCGUGCAUUCCCUCCUCACUCUCGGCCCCACGUCACUCGGUGUCACUGCCCUGCCCUGCACCGGGCCAAGCCCAGCGUCCCCUUGUGCACAGCCUGGUGUCAGCCGCCAGCCUCCUCCGACUUCCUUAUCUCCCGGGCCUGGCCAGGAGGUGAGAACAGGAAGCCAUUGGCCUCCUCCUCCCUCCAG
This is a messenger RNA of Castor canadensis (American beaver), 1726 nucleotides long. RefSeq names its product plasmalemma vesicle-associated protein. The record is from RefSeq and is a predicted model, not a curated record. Lineage: Eukaryota; Metazoa; Chordata; Mammalia; Rodentia; Castoridae. Gene Ontology annotation, biological process: positive regulation of cellular extravasation; regulation of vascular permeability.